Enterobius vermicularis (human pinworm) is the source of this 2007-nucleotide messenger RNA. The record is from the annotation of a GenBank genome assembly. NCBI's taxonomy places the organism in Eukaryota, Metazoa, Nematoda, Chromadorea, Rhabditida, Oxyuridae.
AUGAGUUUAAUUCGGUUGUUUAUAUGGCUUUCGUUUACUGCUUAUAAAACAGCUUCGGAUGAUUAUUACGAUGAAGAUUAUGACGAAAGACAAGCUAGCAAUGUUGCUACUGAUAAACCGCUAAGUGACAAUUUUGGUGGACAAAAUAUUAUUGAAGAUUUUGGAGAAUACCAAUUGCUUGGUCGAUGUAGUGGUGAAGAGUUUCUUCUGUCUGCACUGUAUACUAAAAUUAGUCAAUCGGAAAAGCACUAUUACUGCCUUUAUCUGUUGGAUAUUUCAGGGAAAGAACGUGAAUCAUCGAUGACUUUUGACCAGUAUUGUCGAAAUAUGAGCUUUGGCAAUCUGUUGUCGAUAGCAGACGAAAAUGAACUGAAUUUUGUUUCUCAGUUAGCUUCUGUUCCGCAAAAAGAUAAUGAUAGCGACGACGAUUUUAUGUCACCGUUUCCUUUGGGAUUUGGAGAAAAUAGUACAGAGUAUUCGGACGGCACUAGUACAACAUACUCUUUUAAAAUUUUACAACCAGCAAAAGAGUCAACCGGGUGUUAUUAUCUGGUUGUUCCAAAGAUAUCGGAACAUUAUAAAAAAAAAGCAAUAAUAAUGGAAAAAUCCUGUUCUGUUACUGUUAACUACUUACUCUGUAAACAGAACGUUGCUGAUGAUUAUUUAAUUGCAUUACCUCUAUACGACAGACCCAAACAAUGCCGACUGAUUAGCGAUGAAAUGUUCUGCUCUCGAGCAAUUAGUGAAGAUAUCUGUGUAAAAAAAUUUGGUGGUCAUUUGCCCUCUUUACGAAACAAUGCAAAUUUAUUGUUCAUUAACAAGAUUAUUUCUGACUCCCAACAAUUAGUAGGAAUUCCUCUACAAUAUAAUAUCCUUUUGGGUGCAGAAUCAGAUCCGCUGUCAACUUUCUUCUACGAUGGUACAGAUCCCACUUAUUUGUCAUCAUUCAGAAAAUACAAAAUUGAUAAUCCAUGUUAUUAUGUGCACCAUGACGGCAUGUCCGAUAGAAUUAUUGAGACUGAAUGUCGUAAUGAAAGCACAAUAUUAUGUGUUCAAGAAAUUCUUUCACGAGUAAAUGAAGCAAGACUUAUGACAAAUUUACAAACAGUUUACGAUGGUUACGAUUCGUUCAAAUACGAAGAAAUUGGACUCUGCGAAGAAGUUCCUGAGCUCAUUUAUCUCCGAAAACCAAUUGCGGUAGCAGUAAAAAAAGAAAUUUAUAUUUCUGAAAACGACCAAGAAAAUAAAACAGUCAGAAAUGCGAUAGGGCUUUACUGCAUCCACGACUUUAUACUGCCGGCAAAAAUUCGUUACGUUGUUGACUCGUUCAGCGCGGCAGACAGCUUCUGUUAUAUGGUAUUUGGUGGACAUUUAUUAAGUAUUCGUGAUGAAGCAGAGGAGUCUCUGAUAAGUGAUUAUUUAUUUUCGGAGAAAAACUCACUAGUUGAAGUUAGCGAAAAAAAUCCUUUGGCAAAUAUGAGACCUCUGGGUCACCCGUUUCCGUGGGGCAAGUUUGAUGAUGAUAGCUACAUGGUUUCUACCGAUGGGACUCCCAGCCAAUACAUAAUCCACAAAAGCUAUGAAACGUCCAACUGGCAAGACACUGGUGGUGCAUGUUUAGCGUUCGUCGCCAAGAAACCCUUUUUGAAAGGUGGUGUCAUGAGAGCAAACUGUGAUUUCAAAUGGAAUGGUUUCACGUGUAAAAAUCCACAAUUGGUCAAUAAAUUCGCCGCUCAUACUCAAAAAUUUUCAAACGUCAGUGCGAGAAAAGAAAAGUUGCGAGACAUCUCUGUUACGGUUGAAACAGUCGACAAUUUGUUGAAAUCAGCAUGGAAAGAGUGGUAUAAUGAGAUGAAUAAAACAUGCCGGAUAUCAUACCUAAUUCAUUUGUUCUCGGCAUUAACCGCAGCAAUCAUAUACAUAACAAUUUCCUGUGACCUUGUAAUAAAAGCGCAAAAAGUUGACGAAGAACUCAGGAGAACAGAUGAAGAGAAAGACAGCUUCUAG